Brettanomyces nanus is the source of this 939-nucleotide messenger RNA. It is a transcript of the gene CYT1, whose product is annotated as cytochrome c1. Gene Ontology annotation, biological process: mitochondrial electron transport, ubiquinol to cytochrome c. Bases 1 to 939 code for a protein of 312 amino acids. Gene Ontology annotation, molecular function: heme binding; electron transfer activity. The record is from RefSeq and is a predicted model, not a curated record. NCBI's taxonomy places the organism in Eukaryota, Fungi, Ascomycota, Pichiomycetes, Pichiales, Pichiaceae. The transcript has a single exon.
AUGUUCUCCCGUUUCAAUAGCCAUUCUCUUGGCUCUGCUUUAAAGCGCACAGCCAGGUCGUUCUCGUCUGCCGGCUCCAAGUCCAAACUCUCAUCCAAUACGAAGAGAGCAAUUAAUGGCGUUGUCGCUGCUACUGGGUUGACUACUGCCUACGUUCUUUAUCAGGACUCCCAAACUGCCAAAGCUAUGACUGCUGCAGAGCAUGGUCUACAUGCACCAGAGUACAACUGGCCACAUAAAGGAAUGUUUGAUACGUUUGACCACGCUUCUAUUAGAAGAGGAUUCCAGGUUUACAGAGAAGUCUGCUCUGCUUGUCACUCACUUGAUAGAAUUGCCUGGAGAAAUUUGGUUGGUGUGUGCGAAACCAACACUGAGGCCAAAGCCAUGGCCGAGGAGUAUGAAUAUGACGACGAGCCUGAUGAUCAGGGUAACCCACGUAAGAGACCGGGUAAAUUGACCGACUAUAUCCCUGGUCCUUAUCCUAACGAGCAGGCUGCUAGAGCCGCCAAUGGUGGUGCUCUUCCACCCGAUCUUUCCUUGAUUGUUAAGGCUAGACACGGUGGUUGCGACUACAUCUUUUCCUUGUUGACUGGUUAUCCAGAAGAUCCUCCGGCCGGAGUGCAAUUAUCUCCUGGCACUAACUACAAUCCAUACUUCCCUGGCGGAUCCAUUGCCAUGGCCAGAAAUUUGUUUGAUGACCUUGUUGAGUAUGAAGACGGUACUCCUGCCACAACCUCUCAAAUGGCAAAGGAUGUUGUCACUUUCUUAAACUGGUCUGCUGAGCCAGAACACGAUGAAAGAAAAAAGGAUGGUGUCAAGGCAUUGAUCAUACUUACCUCUUUGUACCUUAUGGCUAUCUGGAUAAAGAAAUUCAAGUGGUCUCCAAUCAAACACAGAAAGAUUGUCUUCAACCCUCCAAAGCCUCCUAAGAAGAACUGA